GGGAAAGAAAAGCAAAUGGGCAAAAGAGCAAAAGGCAGAGAGAGGAGAAGCAAUGAUUACUGAAAUGCACUGGGAACCACAAUUAAUUAUCUUUUUUUUUUUUUUUCUUCUUCAGUUUUUUUGACUUGGGGAGUUGGGGCCCCACACUCAGUCUCAGGCCACCACUGUCUUUAUGGAUCGAAUGAUAAAUAGCACCGCACGUGGAGUCUGAACCAAGCCACUGUCCAACCAUAAUAAACGCCUCUAAUUAAAUUGAUAAAACAAACAAGUAAAAUCCCCAUAAAUCUGGCAACAAUAUACUUUGAAUUUUCUUUCUUUUCUUUAAAUUUAAAAAAAACCAUUUCUUUUCUUUUCCUUUUUCUUUCUGUUGAUCUUGUUUGGUAACAAUAUUUUUCUUUCUUUUUUCUUUUUAAUAAAAAUGUAUCCCACCAUCAGCUCCAUAAUUCUCACUCAUUGUAUAUGUUGCUUAAAGCUUGCACCCUUUGGCCUCUUCUCCUAUCUCUCUCACCUCUUUGUGAGAAAACAAAUCAACUGAUCAGCUUGCCAUCCCUAAGGGAAGAAAUUCAAUUCUUCAUCUCUCUCUCUCUCUCUCUCUCUCUCUCUCUCUUAAUAACCCUAACAACGCCACCACCACAUAACAGAUAAGUUACUGAUAGAGAAAGAAAAGAAAAGAAAAGAAAGAAAUAGACCCACUUGGCCACCCAAGUGAGUGAAUUGAGGGUCACCUUAUUAUACAGAUAUACUACUAGUACUACAAACACAGCACAAAAGCAAUUAAAAAUUUUCUUUUUCCUUUUUUUUAAAUAUAAUCCAACUCUCCCCACAUCACAUGAUCAUGGAACCUGAAAAUGGGAUCCGCACCAGGCCUAAUUUCCCUCUUCAAUUACUAGAAAAGAAGCAAGAACAAGAACAAGAACAACAGCAGCAUCAACAGCAAUUACCUGAUCAUCAUCUUCUUCAGCAGCAGCAGCAACAGCAACAACUUAUCUCCUCUUCUUCUUCUUCCAAGAAACCUCCUCCUAAACGUACCUCCACCAAAGACCGUCACACUAAAGUGGAAGGCCGCGGCCGCCGGAUCCGUAUGCCUGCAACCUGUGCUGCUAGGGUUUUUCAACUCACACGUGAACUUGGCCACAAGUCUGACGGUGAAACCAUUGAAUGGUUAUUACAACAAGCUGAACCUUCUGUUAUUGCCGCCACCGGUACUGGUACUAUUCCCGCCAACUUCACUUCUCUUAACAUCUCACUCCGCAGCUCUGGUUCUUCCAUUUCAGCUUCUCAUCAUCUAAGGAACACUUAUUUCAAUCCCAACUUCGUUUCCCAUCAGCAGCACCUGCGCAAUAGAACCGACUGGGAAAGAAGCAUAAUCAUCGACGAAGCUACUUCUCAGCACCAAAGGAGGAUUCUUUUCCCUGAUGAUUCUUUAAGCUUUAGUUCUAUUAGUUCAAGUAAUAAUAAUGCAGGUGGGACUUUGAAUACCGGUGCUGGUGUUGUUUUACAAGGAGCUGCUACUACUUCUGCCGAUGUUAGUAAGCAAGAAGUACGCGAUACUAGUACUUGUUUACAAGUACCCCAUGGGGAUGUGGAGACUAGUAUAGGAAGAAAGCGAAGGUCUGAACACGAAUUGUUAUCUCAGAGUCAUUACCACCAGAUGGGAAGCUAUUUAUUGCAAUCUACUAGUUCUGGGACAAUUCCAACGACUCAUAGUCCGACUCCGGCAACAUUUUGGAUGGUGACUAAUCCUAAUAGUAAUCAAGUGAUUAGUGGUGACCCUGUGGUGACAUUUCCAUCAUUUAGUGCUAGUACUAAUAGUAUGUAUAGAGGUUCUAUGUCCAGUGGUUUGCGUUUUAUGAAUUUUCCUACUCCAAUGGCUCUUUUGCCUAGCCAACAAUUGGAUUCGCCAACUAGUGGUGGCGGCGGCGGUGGCGGCGCGGGCAGUGGUGGCAGUAGUAUUGUUACUGAUAGUCACUUAGGUAUGCUGGCCGCGUUCAAUGCAUAUAGGCCGAUUUUGGGCAGUGGCGCCCCAGAGUCUCCGGCAAGUGGGUCAAAUCCACACCAUGGAGGAAAGGAUGAGCAUGAUACAACUAGCUAGUCAGCAUGCGUAGAUAUGAAAAUGCAAGCUUAUGGUUUGAUCAAUUGCUUUACUUUUCUUUACUUACUAUAUAUUAAUUGCUUAAGUAUAUAUAUAUACAUAUGCAUUUUGAGAUAUAGGGCUGAAGUUUAAAUAUUGCUUUGAAAGUUGGGUUUAGUAUUCGAUUUUGGUGUGACUUUUAAUCAGAAAAAAAAAGUUAGGGUUUGAUGAAGGAAGUAUUAACAUGAUGAGUAAUUUGCCUCCAUUUUUUUGUUAAUAUGUGCCACUAAACAUUUCUUUCCUCAUUUCUUUACUCUUUCUUUUUUCUUUAAAUAAUUAUAAAAUGUUGGUUUGUUAGCAACUUUCACUAC
Ricinus communis (castor bean) is the source of this 2442-nucleotide messenger RNA. Its product is annotated as transcription factor TCP14. The coding region runs from base 830 to 2092 and encodes 420 amino acids. Gene Ontology annotation, molecular function: sequence-specific DNA binding; DNA-binding transcription factor activity. The record is from RefSeq and is a predicted model, not a curated record. Gene Ontology annotation, cellular component: nucleus. The transcript has a single exon. Lineage: Eukaryota; Viridiplantae; Streptophyta; Magnoliopsida; Malpighiales; Euphorbiaceae.